AGAGGUGGCGACUCUUCUUUUAGUCCUCGCCGUCGAUCGGACCUGAGGCACGCUAAGUAUUCGCGUCAUCGAGGGACGUGAUACGCCGGUGCCUGAGCCUCGGCGAGAUCGAAAUGCACGGAAAUAGAUCGGUUGCGCAAUAUACCGGUAUCUCUCGAUGAGCAACAUCUUGUAGCGUCCUGCGACGCCAUCUUGAAAUGUUACCUCGUGCGAACACCCUCGUGGUUUUUCGUAACGUUCCUCGGGAAUGUUAAUUGAGCGAGCAUUUCGACAGAAAGCACUUUUGUCUUGGUAACUCGGAAUUGGCAUAAUCAAAGUUGGCAGGGUCAGGCCGACUCUCCAAAUCCGACCAGCCGUUUCAAAAUCGACUCCGAGUGGCCCUCUACUUCCGUGGUGCCGCCAUUAUGUACCUGUAAGAGCGACAAAUGGCGAACAUUUUUCACCGUGGAAAGGGAUCCGCAGUCAAGGUCGACGUCGAACCAGAAACCCCUUCACCCAACCGGAGCGCUCAUUAGAAUGCAUCUUGUUAAAUUCCGCGACGUAUAUCCGACAUUCUUGCGAAAGAUCGUGCCAACAAAUGGGUCAUGCGUCGCUUCGUCGCCAUUAAGAGAAAAGUUUUAUCGAGUAAAUUACGACGUGAAAUAUAUAGGUAUAAAAUGUCGCAUUUGCUCGCUUCUCGGCGCGACCUGUUCGCAGGAGGAAUUCCACGAUUCCAGAGGAAGGGUCGCAAAACCUCGCGGACUCUUGACGGCCAGAGACGGGAGUAAGAGAAGAAGCGACCGAAUCCGCGAUUAUUUCGGGAUCGGGCGAAGAUAAACCGGGCCAACGUCGACCGCGAACGAAGCGGGAUGAACGGAGCCUUGAAGCUGACUCAUCCUUUUAGACUUUCGCAUCGAAUGUAGCUUCCUCGCGUGACGAUCGAGCUUCCAACGUGUCUUGCAACUUGCGUCGCAUCAUCUUGUCGGGUGUAACAUCUUCAUCGCCAACGAUCCUGUCUCCUAGGGCCAGCAAACCCCAACCUUGCACCUCUUCCGCACCGAUCCAAGAUGGCGGCUCCCACUGCAGCAUUCAACAUUUCGCGUUACACCUGAAAAACAUAACGCAUAUAUCUCGACGUUCCCGGAAGCUAGAUAGAGAAGUCGAAAGGGAGGUGCGAUCGAGGGCGAGGUCCAAGUGCAAGUUCAAAUAUAGAUCGGAUAACGGACUUCUUGGCAGGCCCAUCGCGCGAGAAAGAAACGCCCAGAAAAACUCCGUUCGUCGGGAAAGCUACCGCAUCGCAAUCGCUGCCGUAAUGUUUCGUUCCUUCCAGAUAAUUCCCCGCAAUUUGAGAAAAAUCUAGUUAGGUUUCGUCGAAUUGCAAGUAGCUAUAAAUCAGUUGAAUUUUUAGACCAGCGGUUUAAAGAAUGAGAAAUUUUACAGGCAAAGCUUUCGAGUUAUUGCGUAAGUCCAGAAACGCCUCGCUCCAGAUCGUUCCAGACUCCGAGUUGGUCCUCUUUUUCUCUGAGCUUCCCAUGUUUCCGUUCUUUUUCCGCUCAAAGUCGCUCCUCUUUCCGAACGUUGGUGGCGCUCUUCGCGGCUGCUGCGGCGGCAGCGGGAACUAACUCUUUUUCCGCUACUUCUGGGCUGACCGCGGCCACCCAUGCUAUUUCGGUACCUGAGCCGACCAAGAGCCGACUCGGUGCCGGCAUGCCCUGCACGACUCUACACCUCGCCUCGGCUUAUUUCUCUCUCUUCCUCUUUCUCCCUCCGAUGGAAUUGCCGAGCUUCGAGUACUCGCGUUGGAAAAAUCACUCGCCUCAAAUCCGAAUGCGAUAUUAGUUUCCAAAGAGAAAAAUCGACUUUUCAAAGUUCCAGAUAUUUCGUCAGAGAGCAGUAUAUACACGAUCGCGUGGAGAGAAUUUCCAAGUGCACCUAAUUUAUCCCUGGAUGGUAACAUCGUGAUCACGUGUUCACAACAUUUAAUAUAACCUCACAUGGUAGAAAAUGCGGCCGGAGAAAAUCCGGUACUUUGUUAAUUAAAUAUUAAGUAGGAAAGUAUACAUAAUUUGAGUAUGGCAAACACGAGUGCAAACAGCGAUACUCCCCAGAUUCAAAUACGGCUUUUAACGAAACAGGAACAGUAUGCAGUUCCAGACUAUCCUUUGUCGGUACCGUCCACCAUAGUGACCAGUGAUCUUAGUGGCCUAGUAAAUGAACUUCUCAAAGAAUCAGCAUCGUCGAGUAAGGAGACCGAUUUUGAUUUUCUUGUGUGUAACGAAUUUUUACGAGUCUCGUUAUCUGAACAUAUCAAUGAAAGAGGAGUAUCUACCGAGAAUGUUAUUGACGUCGAGUAUCUGGAAAGGCAUCCACCGCCAGAACCUCACGAUUGUCUUAUACAUGACGAUUGGGUAUCGGCAGUAGCCGCGUGCAAUCGAUGGAUAUUAACGGGUUGCUAUGAUAAUACGAUACACAUUUGGACGUCGAAGGGAAAACACCGUCUUACCAUCCCUGGACACUCAUCUCCUGUAAAAGAUGUAGCUUGGAUCUCGUUGACCGAAAGUACUGCUACAUUUGUCAGUGCAUCUCAAGAUCAAACAGCUAUAAUAUGGGAUUGGAAUAUUGAACAAAAUUCAGUGGAAUGUGUUCAUGUCUGCAAAGGGCACGAGCGGGGCUUAGAAGCAGUCGGUGUUAACUACAAUGGCUCCUUCAUGGCAACCGGUGCUUGGGAUACGAUGCUGAAAAUAUGGUCGACUUCAACGAAGGAUGAAAAUGAAGAUGGAGUAUCCGCUUCAAAAAGGCUUAAAACCGAACAUGGUAAAACUCGAACACCAAUAUUAACUUUGCAAGGACAUAAAGAGGCAGUUAGUGGAAUCUCCUGGUCGGGCAAAACAGAUGUAGUGACUUCUUCCUGGGAUCACACUCUGAAAUUAUGGGACACCGAGUUGGGUGGAAUUAAGCAUGAAAUUGCAGGAAAUAAGAGCUUCUUCGACGUAGACUGCUCACCGAUAUCAAGACUCCUCGUAACAGCUUCAGCGGAUAGGCACAUUAGGCUUUACGAUCCCAGAUCCACUGAAGGAACAAUGGUUAAGGCGACAUUCUCUUCGCACACACAAUGGGUGCAGUCCGUUCGAUGGUCAAAAACUGAUGAAUAUCUCUUUGUCUCGGGUGCAUACGAUAACAACGUUAAAUUGUGGGAUACACGCAGGUUAGUCGAUUUUAAAAUCAUAUACAAAGUUAUCAUUUUAAGACGAUUACUUGAACCAAUUAAAUAUAUAAACGAUGUGCAGCCCGAAGGCAUCGCUGUACGAUCUCAUCGGACACGAAGACAAAGUACUCGGUUGUGACUGGUCGAACCCAAAAUUCUUGGUAUCCGGAAGUGCAGACAAUACCGUGAGAAUUUUCAAAUCAAAACUCGCCAUGCAUUAGAUUAAAAUACGAACGAGGCUGGUUUUUAAGUUAAUAAUAAGGAUUAAGUUCCCUAACACGUUCCACGUCUCCAUUUUACCAUCACGGAUAACAUUGUGUAGUCCAACAUGCCACUUCUUCCAUAACGUCUCCUUCGUUAUUUAAUCGUUUAAUAAAAAUAUGAAUUAUACCCUAA
Molecule: messenger RNA, 3580 nt
Organism: Orussus abietinus
Lineage: Eukaryota; Metazoa; Arthropoda; Insecta; Hymenoptera; Orussidae
Product: ribosome biogenesis protein WDR12 homolog
Exons: 10
Coding region: 2052-3323 (423 amino acids)
Biological process (GO): ribosome biogenesis
Cellular component (GO): preribosome, large subunit precursor
Molecular function (GO): protein binding
Source: RefSeq, a predicted model, not a curated record